Pseudonaja textilis is the source of this 2146-nucleotide messenger RNA. RefSeq names its product matrix metallopeptidase 19 (gene MMP19). NCBI's taxonomy places the organism in Eukaryota, Metazoa, Chordata, Lepidosauria, Squamata, Elapidae. Gene Ontology annotation, biological process: collagen catabolic process; extracellular matrix organization; proteolysis. Gene Ontology annotation, molecular function: peroxidase activity; metalloendopeptidase activity; zinc ion binding. The record is from RefSeq and is a predicted model, not a curated record. Gene Ontology annotation, cellular component: extracellular matrix.
UACCCGAUGGAUUGAGGGAUCAAGGAGGGCAGAACAAAAUCUGGGCUGUAGAGGAAGAGAGACAGUGGGGAAUGAGGUUCUGAUUUGCUGGGCCUGAAAUCCAGAGUGGGAAGCAGUUAUUGAAGUGCUCUUUGGACCUUCUUGGGGAGCAGUGCUGAGGAGCUGCCUCUGGCUUGGUGUGUGAGGAAAGCAGACAUGAAGCUCCUGUCGUUGACUUUGCUCUUCCAGCUCUUCGCCUGGGUCAUCUUGGCCAAGGGGGCUGCUCUCAACCGCAUGGAAGAGGAAGAAGCUCUGGAUUUCCUGCUGCAGUUUGGAUACUUACAGCAGCCGCUAGAACAGUCCUCCCAUAAAUUCACAGAAGAGGAGAUCGAGGUUGCUUUGAGAGCUUUUCAGCUUGCUUCAGGACUGCCAACCACUGGGCAGGUGGACAUGGCAACCCUCUCCCAGAUGAGGCAGCCCCGCUGUGGUGUGGAUGACCCCUUCAAUGAAAAGACCCUCAAAUAUCUCCUCUUGGGUCGCUGGCACAAGAAACAUCUAACUUACAGGAUCUACAGUUACAGCAAAGACUUGGGGAUUCCUGCCACACGCACUGCAAUCCAGGCAGCAUUCAAGUACUGGAGUGAUGUGACCCAGCUCACUUUCCAGGAGGUGCGGACUGGCCGUGCUGACAUCCGUCUGUCUUUCCAUGGUGCUUCUCCUUGGAGCUGCUCACGGUCCUUUGAUGGACCCGGUCAUGUAUUGGCCCAUGCAGAUAUCCCAGAAUUGGGAACAGUCCACUUUGAUUCUGAUGAGUACUGGACAGAAGGGACUUCCCGUGGGAUUAACCUCCGCAUCAUAGCAGCCCACGAGAUUGGCCACGCGCUGGGCCUGGGUCAUUCUCGGUACUCAACUGCACUCAUGGCUCCUUCUUACGAUGGCUAUCGGCCCCACUUUCGCCUGCAUCGGGAUGACAUCGAAGGCAUCCAGGCCCUGUAUGGUAAGAAGAACCUGUCAACAACUGUACCUGAGACCACCCCUGCCCUCUCUACUGCCCCUGCAGGCACCCUGAAACCUAGCACAGUCCCUGAUCCCUGCAAAGAUGAACUGGACGCUAUCAUGUUGGGAUCACAUGAUAAGACAUAUGCUUUCCAUGGUGAUUAUGUGUGGAUGGUGACCGAUUUUGGAACCAACCCUCCAUUGAAGAUCUCAGCAUUGUGGAAGGGUCUGCCUGGGAGGCUGGAUGCCGCUGUGCACUCUCCCCGUACGGGGCGCACUUACUUCUUCAAAGGCACUAAAGUAUGGCGUUACCGGGGAUUCAAGCUGGAUUAUGGUUACCCCAAACCCCUGACUCGUAUCCCCCCCAAGAUAGAUGCUGCUUUCUAUUGGCCAGUAAAUAAGAAGAUAUUCUUAUUUAAGAAUACAGAGUACUGGCAAUGGAGUGAACUGGGGAGCCAUUUUGUUAAUAUCCCUAGAAAAAUCUCCACCCUCUUCACCGGGGCUCCAACACAUCUGAAUGCUGCACUAACCUGGGAGAACGACAAGGUCUACUUUUUCAAGGGACAGAGAUACUGGAGACUCAAUGACCAGCUUCGAGUAGAGAGGGGCUACCCGCUAAGCACAGCUGAGCGCUGGAUGAACUGCUGAUGUUUAGAGCAAUGCUCUGGCUUGCAACUUUCAGAGACAGGCCCUUCUCUGAGCAAUGAGAUGUGCUGUUGUUGUUGUUUUAAGAGACCCCACAGUGACACCUACAGGUGAUGGACAAUUCUUCCGAAUGGGACCAACUUGGGCAGAGGAGCAAAGAAAACCACUCAUUUUGUGGAAACUCCGUUUCUGCUGAGCUUCUUCAUUGCAGACAUAUCUACCUUUUUUAAAAAAAAAAAUGCUGGAUGUCAAAAAAAUAUCCAGAUGAUCUCAGAGGCAACAUAGCUGCAGAAAGGACUAGCCCAGUUUCAGGAUUCAGGAGACCUUGGAGACUGUACCUAAGAAGUCAGUCGGUAGAAUAAUAAUAUAACAUGAGAGGGUUUUUUUUAAAAAAAGAGAACUUUAAGGGUAUUUUAGAUGUAUCAUUCCUUGUUCUAUGGCGGUGUCUAGUCAAAUAGAGCUGCAAAGUUUUAGAAUAUUGAUGGUUCAGUUAUUUGUAUCUCUAUCAGAAGAACAGCUAAGAUUU